Letharia columbiana is the source of this 3393-nucleotide messenger RNA. RefSeq lists its product as uncharacterized. The transcript has 2 exons. Lineage: Eukaryota; Fungi; Ascomycota; Lecanoromycetes; Lecanorales; Parmeliaceae. The record is from RefSeq and is a predicted model, not a curated record. Bases 1 to 3393 code for a protein of 1130 amino acids.
AUGUCCGUCCCACAGGUACCUCCUCGUCCCGCUCGCUCGCAGCAGCAGCAUCCCAAUAUGGCUGCGCCGGAUAUCCCCCAAAUCCCCCCACGGCCGGGAGAACGUCGAACCUUGGAACGUUCCCAAUCGCCAAACCGGGACAGUUUCGCCCGGUCUCCUUUCCAUGAGCCUCCUCUGGGCAUGAGCCUCGGGAACAAGAGUGGGGCCACAUACACCCAAAACGCCUCCAUUUCCAAUUUGGACCUUCCGCAACGUCCGCCAAGUGUCUCUUUGCCAUCGAUCGGGCAAGAAGGAAACGAAUACGCAGAAAUCAAGUACAAAGACGAGUCUGCAGCGGCCGAGCCAGAAGGCAGCGGUAAUGAGCCGCAAGAGACAAGAAAUGUCGGCAGUGAUUUGCCUUUACAUGCCCCAAGGCCAUCCUUCUCCAACUCUACGGCCAAAGCUAGGGUCUCAACGGUCACUCGUACUGACUCAACUCAAGCAGCUGCAGCAGGCAUUGGGAAAGCGCUUCCUUUAGUCGACGACAAGGAUCCUCAGGACCGUGUGCUGAAACCUAGAGUGAGCUUCCGCACAGCAUCUUCCGCAUCCACCGAACGUCCUGGUUCUGCACAAGCCGAGGAUGAUCGUGGCAUUCCUGAGAUCGGGCAGCGGGUGCCUAUGUACCCAGAUGCCGGAGAUGUUCAGGCACCGUCUCCGUCUCCUUUCCAGCAACAGUUCCCCACUGCUGUCGGAUUCCAUAACUCUGGUAUGCAGAAGCCUUCUAGGCAUCAUCGUAGAACGCCCAGCGGCAGAGAAAUCUUACCUCCCGGAAGCUACGGAAUGCAUGGCCAUGGUGUUCCGUCUACGGAUCAGUUCGAGAGGUCCUGGUACGAGAAGCAUCCUGAGGCCCUUGAAAAGGAAGAGCAUGGACAGUAUGGGCCGGGUAUUGGUGGUGGUAGAGGCGAAUGGGCUCUCAGCAGUGACGAUCUCAAUAAGCUGGUCCGGGAAACUUCAAGAUCUGGACCUAAUACGCCUGGAUUGCCAAAUGAGCAAAUUGGGUAUAUCGCUUCAGAAGAAUAUGCCUCUCGUCUGAACACCCCGGCGUCUGCGACCUUCCAUAGACCAUUGCACUCAAACCACUCACAACCACACGUCGAGUCACCUCUUCGUAAACAAAGCUUCCCUGUCGAUGCCGAAACUAGCUACGGACUCGAGAAGAAGGAUUCCCAUGCUUCUCACCGUCUCUCGUCAGAGCAUGCUUUGGAGAGUGAGACAGAAGACGACGAACUCUACGUUUCUCCACCGACCGUCCGAAAGAGCAAGAUCCAUGGAAACGGCUAUGAUCCGCCCACAGUGGAUCUUGGACCGCGUGGAGGCAACACUGAAGCCGUAGGCGGCUUUAUUGAAGAGCGAGGCCACGGCGUGCCCAUACUCGCCUCGGACGAAGUCGCCAAGACACCCGAGGCAGAAUACCAGCAGCCUGCUGUUUCUCCGGCCCAAGAACGAAGAGGCAGCAACUACUAUUCUGGUGUCGACUCGGAAUACCAAAGUGGAUUUAAGAUCGGUAGUCGCUCUGGUAGCGCGUCCAACAGCAGACCAACGAGUCGGCCUGGUAGUAUUUAUUCACUUCCAACUCUGUCAAGAUUCUCAAUUCACGAUGAGGACCGUGAAAACAUGCAUACACCAUUGGAAGAUGUCGAUGAAUACGAGCCCCUCUUUCCUGAUGAAGAAGGAAAUAAGAGACCAGUCACUGCAGCCGAACGUCUCAAGCUCCGCGAACAAAUGAAAAGAUUUCCUAGUAAGGAUAUCUGGGAAGACACACCAAACAGUCUGCAGCUCCAAGCUACCGUGGAGACCCCCGAGCCAUCCAAUGAGCAGUCUGAUCCAUUUGACAAGGCGCCUGCUACAGUUUUUGAGACGCCUGAGCAAGAGAGUGCUCGCAAAGGCGAGGUCAGCGAAGAGGAGAAAGCGAAGUUGAUAUCUAGAGAAGAGAGACUAGCCAAGUCAAACUUCAAGCCUCAUCUCCGUCAAGAGAUGCACAGGCCUGGGUUAGCACAAAGAUUUCCGAGUAGAGAUAUUUGGGAAGACUCGCCGGAUAGCGCUCGCCUUGAGACCACAGUGGGAGACUCACAGGUCAGCGAUCCCAAAAGCCCCCCGGACGAAGGUCUGGAAGCUGGUGCAGUAGUCCAAACUUCUGGAGCACCAAAAGAAGGCAUCAUUGCAGGAGAACAAGCUCGAGAUGGGGCAACUGCUGGUGCAGCCGCUGCCAAGCCUCAUAUCCCCCCAAGACCCAAUAAAAGCAAGGUAUCGCCGCCGUCCGCGGACCUAGGCCAAGCUCCACCAUCUAUCCCGGUUCGCCCACCAAGAAGGGUUCAUCAAGUCCCUCCUGCCGAUGCGCAGGUUCCGAUCGUCCCGUCAAGGCCUUCAGCCAUUGAGGCAAAGCAGCCAUCUCCAACUGAGACUCGAAAGGGUCCAAUACUGCCUGAACGGCCAAAACCGCAAGUUCCAGUACGCCCAGCUAAACCUGUUGGCCGCGACUCCUCAGAGAGUGUGUCAUUGUCCAAGACCACAUCAAUAUCUUCUGUGGGCAGUGAUGGAGCAAUUACUAAGGAAUUGACUUCUCCGCCUCCAGCGCCGAAACCGAAACCUGCGGUUCCUGCACGGCCUGCAGGAGGCAAGAUUGCUUCAUUGAAAGCUGGCUUUCUGUCUGAUCUAGAUUCACGGUUGAAGCUUGGUCCGCAAGGCCCCAAGCCUCAAGAAAAGGUAGAGCCAGAGGUAGAGGAGGAGAAAGCUCCUUUAGCUGAUGCGAGAAAGGGUCGUGCUAAAGGUCCGGUGAGACGCAAGCCAGCGGCUCCUACGACCACAGAGUUGGCAGCUGCGGAGGGCCAGGAAGACAAGGCAGAUGCGAGAAACUGGCAGAUGCAGAAACCAUGGACCGUUUGGGAACACGAUGGAGCUUUAAAGGUUGGACAGCAAAUAUCGAGCACGCUGGGGGUAGAAGCUAUUUCGCCGGAAGACGUCUUCAAAGCCGCUUAUUUCCCAGUAGCAGACAGUCAAACGGACGGUACGGAUGAUGCAAAAGACAUGCACCAAGCCAAGCUGGCAGUCGAGGAGUCUCUGAUGGCCAAUGAGCCGUUGACACAAAAAGAAGUUCAAGCACCAGAUGCAUUUCACGCACCGGGGGCAUCAGAACUGCCCACCCCAACAGCAGAAAAGGCAGAUCCGCUCAGCAGGGAAGCUACACCAGGCCCUUCGUCGUCGUCGUCUGUCCUGCCACCGACUGAGACAAACACGCAAAGGCAGACGGAGGAGAAAACGACACUGCUCAAUCCUGGCAACAAGAUCGACAAGACACCAACUUCCACUAACGCUGGAGAAGCACAAGGCAGCGCAGAAAAGGGGGAUACACUCUAG